AUGGCAUUUGGAGCGCUGAGACGUUCACCGCAGUUCUGGCAAAUAAGUGGUGUUAAUGUUGAUCGAUCCAGUGGGGGUUUUCUUCGAACCCAACGGUUACUUUCGCAUCGUAAUAGUAUUAUUACUCCGCCAAGGAUAUUGCUACAAUCGUUGAGAUAUCAUUCUAUAGGAGAAACAGGUAAAAAAGAUGAGGAUUCCAUAGGUGACUAUGCCAGUAAGGUGAGAAAAGAGCGUGACAUACUUCUGAGCAAAUCUGACAGCACGUUAGAACGACUUAAAAUCCACUUAAAAUGGUCGUUGAAGAGGUCAAUGAGACCUUUCAAUACAGAUGAUAUAAGCGCUUUUGUUUCGUGGAUUUUAGUCAGCAAUGUACUCCUAAUUAUUUUAGGGACAACUACAUUUGCUUCUCUGAUCAUAUACCUGAUGAAUACUGUGUUUGCACAAGAAUAUGUAGCAACUCAGGUUGGGAAUUUUUUAACUAAGAACAGUGCGCUAUCCGUUGUGUUCGAGAAGGCGAUUGUUCCAGACUGGUCUUCUGGUAAAAUUUGCUUCAACAAUGUAUUUGUGUCUAGAAGGCCCAAAUUAUCCAGAAAAUUUGCCAAAGGUUCCCAACAAGAGGCUGUUGAGAGAACUAAGUUGGCUUUAAGCGAACGUCUUCUCCUAAGUCGUGAGGAUUUCGAUGAUGGAAAUUACACUCAAUUUGAUCUCACAAUCGAUCAAGUAGAAAUAUCCUUGAGUUUCAAUAAGUGGAUCAAUGGGAAGGGUAUAUUGGAUGAAGUUAUAAUCAAUGGCUUACGAGGAGUUGUGGAUAGGACACAUGUUGUAUGGAAAGAAAAUGACAAUCCUCGAAAUUACCUCAAUGUACGUCAGCCAGGGGACUUUGAGAUCUCGAACUUUAAAAUGAAUGAUGUGUUGUUCACUUUAUACCAACCAAACGGCUUCAGACCAUUUCAAGUGAGCAUUUUCAACUGCGAACUCCCCCAGUUACGCAAACACUGGCUGUUCUACGACAUUCUAAAUGCAACAAGCAUGAGCGGGACCUACGAUAAUGCUAUGUUUAUGAUCCAUAGGACAUACCGGAAACACGAGGACAGGGGAUCAUCACUGUGGAGGAACUUCACUAGAAUGCGAGUCGAUAACCUGAAUGUAGAUCAGCUGAAUGCCGGGGUAAAGGGCCCCUUUGGGUGGAUCACAAGUGGUCAAGUAGAUAUGAUUGGGGAUAUCCUUCUUCCAGAAGAAGAUCUCAACGCUUCUGAUCUCUAUGAUAUUCUAUCAAUCAUCGGAGACCGGCUACUUAAAGAGGCUCGAAACCACUCAUCUAUGCUCCCACUUCAACUCCCAAAAUCUGACGAGAUCGACCCGCAUCAAUACUUCAUCAUGGACUUCUUCCUACGCUUACAUAACGUCAGAGCAGAAGUACCGCUCUUCACAUCAGACUUAAGCUACAUUAACAACGCUCUAAUAAGGCCAAUAGUUGGCUAUAUCAACUCUAAGAGAAGCUAUAUCCCAAUCAAAUGCCGUAUAGUAAAAAACCUACUGGACUUCGAGGGCUCUUGGACAAUAUACGACUCCUUACUAAUGGAUGACCUCAGCGCGGAAGUUUACGACGCUUUCGCUGACUACGUCACCGACCAUGAACGCAAAAACCUCCGCAUGAAGCGUGUAGGAUUCUGGUCUCUGCAAAUCCUCAUUCAACUCAUACUCAUCAGCCUAGGAUCCAUAACAUGA
Molecule: messenger RNA, 1728 nt
Organism: Eremothecium cymbalariae DBVPG#7215
Lineage: Eukaryota; Fungi; Ascomycota; Saccharomycetes; Saccharomycetales; Saccharomycetaceae
Gene: MDM31
Product: Mdm31p
Exons: 1
Coding region: 1-1728 (575 amino acids)
Biological process (GO): mitochondrion inheritance
Cellular component (GO): mitochondrial inner membrane
Source: RefSeq, a predicted model, not a curated record